Messenger RNA from Neurospora tetraspora, 1539 nucleotides. Its product is annotated as S-adenosyl-L-methionine-dependent methyltransferase. The record is from RefSeq and is a predicted model, not a curated record. Bases 331 to 1356 code for a protein of 341 amino acids. Lineage: Eukaryota; Fungi; Ascomycota; Sordariomycetes; Sordariales; Sordariaceae. The transcript is spliced from 2 exons.
UUCCUUCCGAAGCGGAGAGGACGACACACCCUCUCACAGUCUCACUCGCAUCCAGGUUUAUUUAGCUUGGGCAAGGCAUAUAGCACGCCAUUGGUUGGGUGUCACGAGGUGGUUUUCAUCCCAAACCCUUCUUUCGCCUGUUUGUAAAGGGUCGAACUCCAGCUUCUCUUCGACGACGACACUUCACAAUCCUAGUUGCACUUCACCUCGUCCAUCAUCUCCCCAAUAUUUGACUAGACGACAGGCAACCCUCGUACAACUUCUUCCACUCACGAUCUAACCCCUAUCAAAAAUAAACAAACCACCACCACCACCACCAAACCAGCAAAAAUGGCACCCUCCCCCUCCCGUCUCACCGGGGCCUUCACCACCCUAAAACAAACCCUCCUCGCCCUCCUCGACCCCUGGAUCUUCAUGUCCCUCUCCGCCUCCUACCUGCCCACAACAAUCCUCUCCCUCCUGCGCCAGCGGCGCUUCCUCGCCCUUCUUGGCGGUCCUUUACUAUCCAAUGAAUUCCAAUCCGCCUGGUUCGGGCACUUCUGGUCCUGGGCCGGGCCACAGGUGCGCGGCAACGCUGAGGCCAAUGUUGUGCCUUUGCUGGAGGGCAGAGUAACAAAGGGACAGAUUGUUUCCAAGUCAGAGGCGCACGUGCCUGGUGUCGGAGGAGUGGUGCUGGAGAUUGGACCGGGGAGUGGAAUGUGGGUUAGUUUGUUUAGUGAUGAGAAGUAUCUAAAGGAUGAGGACGAGCAGCAGGGGCAUGAUGGGGAGGAAGAACACGAAGGGUUGUCGGCUAGUUGGGCGACGAUAGCUUCUGAGCAGCAACAACAAAAGCAGGCGACAAAGAAAGUGGUUGGAAGCCGCCAGAGGAUAACGCAGGUGUACGGCGUCGAGCCCAAUUACGGCAUUCACCCGCUGCUUCAACACAACAUUACGCAGGCAGGGCUGUCGCAGACGUACACUAUCCUUCCCUUCGGCAUUGAGGAUAUCGAACGCUAUGCACCCCAGAUCCAGCCUGAGUCUCUGGAUUGCAUCGUCUCGAUCCUCUGCCUUUGCAGUAUUCCGGAGCCGCAAAAGAACAUUGCCAUCCUGUACCGCUAUCUCAAGCCGGGCGGUCGCUGGUUUGUCUACGAGCACGUCAAGUGCUGCUCCAACAAGCCGGGCGGUUGGUUCAUGAAUGCCUACCAGGCUUUUGUCAACCUCUUCUGGCCAGUCUGCCUCGGCGGAUGCCAGCUUCGUCGCGAUACUGCCCGGUAUCUGAGGGAGGCUGGCCCGUGGACUGACGUCGACUUGGCUCAGCCGCCUAAGGAACAGUGGCACCAAACCGUGCCCCAUAUCUAUGGCAUCCUGACAAAGUAAGCAGAAGGGCUGCGGUCACGGAGUCCAGAAAUCAUUACUGCACCGAGUCAUCACCGAGUCAUUAGCGAGGUCAGGAUGUCACACACAUGAUCAUUGAGGCAAUCUUUCAGGCUUGAGAUAUGUAGCACCUGACUAGAACUACCUAAAGACUUGUCUCUGGUACCUAUUUCACCAUGAUCAUAU